This is a messenger RNA of Dermacentor silvarum, 838 nucleotides long. RefSeq lists its product as uncharacterized. The coding region runs from base 48 to 623 and encodes 191 amino acids. The transcript is spliced from 5 exons. The record is from RefSeq and is a predicted model, not a curated record. NCBI's taxonomy places the organism in Eukaryota, Metazoa, Arthropoda, Arachnida, Ixodida, Ixodidae.
AUUACCGGCAAGCAUACUGCGUUCGCUCGCUAGCUUGGUAAAUCAUUAUGGGUAUCCCAAUUGUUGCAGCUAUAUGCUUCUUUUUGGUUGGCUCUGUUAACACCGCGAGCACACAAGAUCCUCGGGCCACCGCUCAUGGAACACUAGACCAGCUUCUGGUUGCACUUAACACCACUGAACCCAUCUGGAUGUUGAAGCGCAGUUACAACGUAAGCGGCCACAGCUGCGUACAUUCAGUAAAAGAGUGGCUGAAUGGCACAUACUAUAAAUUUACUCAGUAUUACGUGGAUCAAACGAAUGGUCCCAAAUCUGAAAGGCUACAAGCACAGCUAAUUUCGGCAAAUGGCAAAACUGAAGGAGGGGUAAUGAUUGUCAGUAAAGUAGAGGGAAGCCAGCAGGAGAUGAAUUACACACUGCAUACUUGGAUUCACGAAGAGAAGUGUGGAACUCUAGCCGUUAAAGAUCACACCGGUGUGUAUCAAUGCGAAAUGUACGUGUGGUCUGGAAGCGUUCAUAAAAACUUGACACGGUGCAACGAGGAAUACAAUUACUGUACGAUGUAUAUGCGUCAACCCUCACAGGAUGUGUACAACAAUAACUGCUUACCGUUAAACGGGUGCUGAAGAACUGGCCGUUGGCCAAUUUUAUCAAACAAAAUUUUCCCCAAUAUUGACAUUUGCAGAUAAGAGGAAGAGUUCAUGCUCGUAUUCGGAAGUUCGAAAAGUUUUAAAUAAAAAUUCUAACGAACACAGCAGGCACAAUGCUUAAGUUUUGCGCUGGUAAAAGAAAAUCUUUCACUGAUAAUAAAAUUUCACACGCACCAAGCUAUUCAUUGUUA